Malaclemys terrapin pileata is the source of this 2449-nucleotide messenger RNA. RefSeq names its product IQ motif and SEC7 domain-containing protein 2-like. Gene Ontology annotation, biological process: actin cytoskeleton organization; regulation of ARF protein signal transduction. NCBI's taxonomy places the organism in Eukaryota, Metazoa, Chordata, Testudines, Emydidae. Gene Ontology annotation, molecular function: guanyl-nucleotide exchange factor activity; protein binding. The record is from RefSeq and is a predicted model, not a curated record.
AUGGCAGCGCGGUGACACCCUUCCCCUUGGGCGCUGCUAGGGCGCCCUGCCCGGCCCCACGGCCCAGCUCCCUCCCGCCGGGGGGUGCCUGCGCGCCAGGGCAGGGGGAGCCCCCCAGCCCCCCAGCCAGGGGAUCGGGGGCAGGAGAAGCCAGGAGGCGGCGAUGGACUUUGCCCCAGGAAGCCCCGUGGAGGGGGACCCGUCGGGCAGCGAGGCAGGGCCGACGGUGGACAGCCCGGGCAGCCAGGCGCCCUACCGCUGCGGGCCCGAGCUGCCCAAGGCCGGGGAGCCCUACGACCUGGGCCCCCUGACCGCCACCGUCUCCGCCUGCCACCCCCCGGCCCCUGGGCUGCCCUGGGCCCAGCGGGCGCGGCUCCAGCCGGCCAGCGUGGCCCUGCGCAAGCAGGAGGAGGAGGAGAACAAGCGCUCGAAGGCUCUGUCGGACAGCUAUGAGCUGUCCACCGACCUCCAGGACAAGAAGGUGGAGAUGCUGGAGCGGAAGUACGGGGGUUCGUUUCUGAGCCGGCGGGCGGCCCGCACCAUCCAGACGGCGUUCCGCCAGUACCGCAUGAACAAGAACUUCCAGCGGCUCCGCAGCUCGGCCUCCGAGAGCCGCAUGUCCCGCCGCAUCGUCCUGUCCAACAUGCGCAUGCAGUACUCCUUCGAGGAGUUCGACAAGGGGCCGCCCGCCGCCCCCUACUUCGAGGGCAAGCCGGCCUCCCUGGACGAGGGCACCAUGGCCAGCGCCCGCCCCCACCUGCUGGAGCGCGGGGGGCUGCCCUACGGGGGCUCCUGCCGGGCCGGCCUGGACAGCGGCUCGCUCCACGCCUCCUCCGGCGACUUCUGCAGCGAGAUCACCGAGCUGGAGGACUCCUUCGCCAAGCAGGUGAAAUCCCUGGCAGAGUCGAUCGACGAGGCCCUGAACUGCCACCCGCUGCCGGCACCGGAGGGGGGGGGCCCCGGCCCACUGGAGAAGAGCGAGUCGAAGGAGCAGCAGGGGGACAGCGCGGCCACCUCCUUCAGCGACGUCACCCUGUACCUGGACGAGGGGGUGCCGGCCUCCCCCCUCUCCCUGGAGCGGCCCCCCAGCUCGGAGCCCCCCGAGCCCGGCCCCCCGGCGGCCCAGCCCCGGCCCGAGUUCUGGGGGGCCCCGCCGCGAGAGGACAGCCGGGAGAACGGGGCCGGCCGGCGCGGCCCCCCCUGCCUGGAGUGCCGGGACUUCCGCCUGCGGGGGGCCCACCUGCCGCUGCUCACCAUCGAACCCCCCAGCGACAGCUCGGUGGACCUGAGCGACCGCUCCGAGCGCAGCUCGGUCCACCGGGGCCUAGCCUACGAGCCAGACGGCUGCGGGGCCCCCAAGCACCCGCCGGCCCCCCCGCCCCCGGCUCCCUCGCCCCACCCCCUGCGCCACUACCGCCCCGAGCCCGCCCCGCCCCCGCCCCCGCCGCCCGGACGCCUGGGUCCCGAGCACUCGGACGGCGACAACGACAGCCUACAGAGCAGCAGCAACUCCAACGAGACCAUCAACUGCAGCUCGGGCUCCUCCUCCCGGGACAGCCUGCGGGGCCCCCCGCCCCCGCCCCCCCCGGCGCCCCCGCCCGCCGGCCCCGGCCCGGGCCUGUGCAAGCAGACGUACCAGCGGGAGACCCGCCACAGCUGGGACUCGCCCGCCUUCAACCACGACCUGCUGCAGCGGCGUCAGUACCGCAUCGGCCUCAACCUCUUCAACAAGAAGCCGGAGAAGGGGAUCCAAUACCUCAUCGAGAGAGGGUUCCUCUCGGACACGCCGGUCGGGGUCGCUCACUUCAUCCUGGAGCGCAAGGGCCUGAGCCGGCAGAUGAUUGGCGAGUUUCUCGGCAACCGGCAGAAGCAGUUCAACCGUGACGUUCUCGACUGCGUGGUGGAUGAGAUGGAUUUUUCCAACAUGGACCUGGACGAUGCUUUGCGGAAGUUCCAGUCGCACAUCCGGGUGCAGGGGGAAGCGCAGAAAGUCGAGCGUCUCAUCGAAGCCUUCAGCCAGCGCUACUGUGUCUGCAAUGCCCCACUUGUGCGCCAGUUCCGGAACCCGGACACCAUCUUCAUCCUGGCCUUCGCCAUCAUCCUCCUCAACACCGACAUGUACAGCCCCAGCGUCAAGCCCGAGAGGAAGAUGAAGCUCGAUGACUUCAUCAAGAACCUCAGAGGGGUGGAUAACGGGCAGGACAUCCCCCGUGACCUCCUGGUGGGGAUCUACCAGCGCAUCCAGAGCCGUGAGCUACGAACGAACGACGACCACGUCUCCCAGGUCCAGACCGUCGAGCGCAUGAUCGUGGGGAAGAAGCCGGUGCUGUCCCUGCCCCACCGUCGCCUGGUCUGCUGCUGCCAGCUCUAUGAGGUGCCCGACCCCAACCGGCCCCAGCGGCUCGGCCUGCACCAGAGAGAGGUCUUCCUCUUCAACGACCUGCUGGUG